AUGUCUUGGAAGUCGAAGACGACAGUCUUCAGCCAGCUGCCGCAUGCGCUCCUGCGCUUGCAGGGUGGCGCCGUCAAAGCCGACAGCCUUCAUGAUCAUGGCCGUGCUGCGGUUGAGCAGGUCGGCGACAAGGUGUUCUGGGAGCACGGCCGCGGCGUCGUCGUAGGCGGGGGGCGGGGGCAUCGUUGUGCGGCGGCGUUUGGGGGGGCGGGCGAGCGCGCUGGAGUCGAUGGUAAGCUGUGGGGGGCCGGAGGCAACACCGCACGGAUAAAAUACCCCACAUCUCCACUCACUUCAACCAACCACAACACUACAGCAAAAAUGGCCAUCGCCCCAAUCGUCGGGAGACUUAGGAAGGGUCUGGUUCUUGACCUGUCUGUGGCUCUUGGUAUCGGUACCUCAAUGGGAUACCUCUUCUGGUACGGAUACCACAUCCCGGCCAUCCGCCAGCGCGAUGCGUUCUACGCAAAGAUUGAGCAGCAGCGCAUUGCCAAUUCGCAGUCCUAG
Molecule: messenger RNA, 507 nt
Organism: Morchella importuna
Lineage: Eukaryota; Fungi; Ascomycota; Pezizomycetes; Pezizales; Morchellaceae
Exons: 7
Coding region: 1-507 (168 amino acids)
Biological process (GO): mitochondrial electron transport, cytochrome c to oxygen
Source: RefSeq, a predicted model, not a curated record